Myotis lucifugus (little brown bat) is the source of this 2114-nucleotide messenger RNA. RefSeq names its product galactose-3-O-sulfotransferase 2 (gene GAL3ST2). Gene Ontology annotation, biological process: glycolipid biosynthetic process; glycoprotein biosynthetic process. The record is from RefSeq and is a predicted model, not a curated record. Gene Ontology annotation, molecular function: galactosylceramide sulfotransferase activity. Lineage: Eukaryota; Metazoa; Chordata; Mammalia; Chiroptera; Vespertilionidae. The transcript has 4 exons. The coding region runs from base 268 to 1614 and encodes 448 amino acids. Gene Ontology annotation, cellular component: membrane.
UGGGACCCAACUGGAGUGGAGUGUCCCUGGGCCCUAGCACCUGCAAGGGAUCGGAGUGGUGUUAACUCCUGAGGUGUGGGUGGCUGGGUGGAAAGAGAACGUUCCCUUUAAAGGAAGAGCAAGGCAGCCCCCGGACCUUCACGGGGAGAGGAAUGCGGAGGGUGCAGGGAGUGUCCAGGUGGAGAGCUGCCCAAGCUGGUAUCCGCACCAUGACCUCAGGGUAUAGGCGGAGGAAAGCAGGGACGAUGGGCCUCCCACCACAGUCGAAUGCUCUGGGCAAGGGAAGUGGGGCUGUGCACCCACCAAGGGUUUCUGAGGCCAGGGAGGCCAGGCCUGAGCAUCUCCUGGAGCCUGCAUCCACAUGGCCCUCUGGACCCCCUGUGGUGGGCAACACGGCUCUGCUCCACCCAGACCCCUCCUCUGUAUGACACCCAGGUCCGGAUGCACCGAAGGCGCUUCUGGACCCUCCUCCUCCUGACCCUGCUCCUGCUCCUGCUGGUUGGCCUCCUGCAUGUGGAUGUGGAAAUGCUCACACCCCUACUCGGGGGCCAGACUGAGGGGCUGCCCAUCACCAACAUCAUGUUUCUCAAGACGCACAAGACCGCCAGCAGCACGGUGCUCAACAUCCUCUUCCGUUUUGCUGAGGGGCACAACCUGUCGGUGGCGCUGCCAGCCGGCUCGCGCUUCCACCUGGGCUACCCCUGGCUCUUCAUGGCGCGCUACGUGGAGGGCGUGGAGCAGGAUGGCCCACAGCGGCACUUCAACAUCAUGUGCAACCACCUGAGGUUUAACCUGCCCGAGGUGCAGAAAGUGAUGCCCAACGACACUCUAUACUUUUCCAUCCUCAGAAACCCCAUCUUCCAGCUGGAGUCCUCCUUCACCUACUACAGACGCGAAGCGCCCGCCUUCAGGGCCGCCCCGAGCCUGGACGCCUUCCUGGCGGCCCCGCACACCUACUACAACCAGAACCUGAGCAACGCUUACGCCCGGAACCACAUGUGGUUCGACCUGGGCUUCGACCCCAACGCGCCGGUGGAGGAGAGCUACGUCCGCGCGCGCCUGGCUGAGGUGGAGCAGCGCUUCCAGCUGGUGCUCAUCGCCGAGCACUUCGACGAGUCCAUGGUGCUGCUGCGGCGCCGGCUGCGCUGGCGGCUGGACGACGUGGUCUCCUUCAAGCUCAACUCGCGCAGCCAGCGCACCGUCACCCGCCUGACGCCCGAGGGCCAGGAGCGCGCCAAGCGCUGGUGCGCCCUGGACUGGCACCUCUACCAGCACUUCAACCGCACCUUCUGGGCCUCAGUGCGCGCCGAGCUGGGCCCGCGGCGACUGCGCUCCGAGGUGGCGAGGCUUCGGGCGCGGCGGCGUGAGCUGGAAGCCCUGUGCCUGCAGGACAGCGCGCCCAAGAACAAGACGCAGAUCACCGACCGCAGGCUGCAGCCGUUCCAGUCCGGGGAGGCCAGCAUCGUGGGCUACAACCUCAGGCAGGGCUUGGACAACGAGACGCUGCGCAUGUGUCAGCGGAUGGUCAUGCCCGAGCUCCAGUACAUGGCCCGCUUGUACACCCUGCAGUUCCCCGAAAAGCCCCCCAAGAACAUCCCCUUCCUGAAGGCAUAGCCCCUCCGUUUGAUGCCCGUCCCUCUGCUGCCACGUUGGGAGGCCCUGGGCACAGCCUCAGGCUCGUAGCUGGGCUCCUGGGAUUACAGCUCCCCACUCCCAGUGUCCAGUGAGGAAAACGCCUGCAGGAGGAACUCAUGUUGGACGCAGUCCCGGAAGAGAGCCUGUUUGUUGUUCGUGGGGAGGGACUGAGGGUGCCCUGCCUGGGAGGACAUGAUUCCUGGCUGCUCGGGGGCCCAGCGGUGAGAGUGGGAUGCACACAGUCAGUGUCAUAUGCCCUUCAAAACACGUGGUGCCCGGAGCGCUGGAGGAGUAGCUGCUCUCACAGCUCAGCCUGGAGGCUCAGCCUGGCCUGCCUGCCCGGUGCUGGGGGCCUUCCUUUCCCCUCAGGGCCUCCAGCUCAGAGGACCUGGCAGCUGGGCUGGGCACCUGCAGCAGGUACUCCUGUGUGUAGGUGUGUCCACACUUUUCAGGCGAAUCAGCAUUUCAAAGAAGGGGAG